UAUAAUCUAACUUUAUCAAUAAUUACUUCAGACUAUUUCAUUGAGUGAAAAUAGAAAGAAAUACAGCAAUUGAGCAAUAUUGUUAUUUUUUCGUAAUGAAACAGUCAAUAAUCUUUCUGUUUAGCGUCUGUACUGUUGCCAACUAUAAAUUUCGACUGAAGGAAUAUGUGUGUGAUCUUUCCAGAAGCCUACCCUCACCCUCAGUUGACGCUUGCGCCUCCAUUGAUAAACAGAAAUGGCGGUGGAUAUUCAGAUUUUAUAACAAAGGUGAUUCUGAAGGUGUCCCUUCUACGGCAAUUAGAGAAAUAUGUCUUCUGAAAAAUUUGAAGCACUCUUCAAUUGUGGAGUUAUUAGAUGUAAUGUACAGCACAGACAAAUUAUAUUUAGUAUUCGAAUUUCUUGAUUUGGAUUUAAAGAAAUAUAUGGAUUUUUCCAAAGGACCACUAAACAAGGAACUCAUUAGGAGCUACAUGAAGCAAUUGGUAGAUGGUAUGGCCUAUCUUCAUACUAGAACCAUCUUACACAGAGAUUUAAAACCUCAAAAUUUAUUGAUAGACAAAGAGGGUCACAUCAAAUUGGCAGAUUUUGGUUUAUCAAGAUCGUUCUCUCUUCCGACUAGAACAUACACCCAUGAAGUUGUCACCAUGUGGUAUAGAGCCCCCGAACUAUUACUUGGUACAAAAAUUUAUUGCACAGGGGUUGAUAUUUGGAGUUUAGGAUGUAUAUUAGCAGAAAUGAUUCUGAAGAAAGCAAUAUUUCCUGGAGAUUCAGAAAUCGAUCAAAUCUACAAAAUAUUUAGGAUAAUGGGAACACCCACAGAAGAAGUUUGGCCUGGGGUAUCUCUGUUUCCCGACUUCAAACCAACCUUCCCAAAGUGGAAGGCGAAAGAUUUCAAAGAUGUUAUUGCCUUCCAAGAUCCUGAACAGGAGGCCCUUCUUAAGAAUAUGCUAGUCUACAAUCCUGCCCAGAGAAAAACUGCCAAAGAGCUGACGAGAUGUCCAUAUUUACGAAAAGCCAAAUUGACUGCUCCCAAUAUGGAUGCUUUCCCUGCUGAUGAAGAUGGUGAUGACUGAAUUUGUUUGUUAGUUAUUUGAAAUAAUAAUUUAUAAUGUUAUUUUUAAUAAAUUAAUUUUCUGUA
Harmonia axyridis is the source of this 1138-nucleotide messenger RNA. Its product is annotated as cyclin-dependent kinase 2-like. NCBI's taxonomy places the organism in Eukaryota, Metazoa, Arthropoda, Insecta, Coleoptera, Coccinellidae. The record is from RefSeq and is a predicted model, not a curated record. Gene Ontology annotation, biological process: protein phosphorylation; G1/S transition of mitotic cell cycle; signal transduction. The transcript has 6 exons. Gene Ontology annotation, molecular function: cyclin-dependent protein serine/threonine kinase activity; cyclin binding; ATP binding. The coding region runs from base 96 to 1073 and encodes 325 amino acids. Gene Ontology annotation, cellular component: nucleus; cyclin-dependent protein kinase holoenzyme complex; cytoplasm.